GGUCAGAGACUGUAUACAUACUACAGGAGAUGGUCAGAGACUACAGACAUGCUACAGGAGAUGGUCAGAGAAUGCAUACAUAAUACAGGAGAUGGUCCGAGACUGCAGACAUACUACAGGAGAUGGUCAGAGACUACAGACAUACUACAGGAGAUGGUCAGAGACUACAGACAUGCUACAGGAGAUGGUCAGAGACUGCAUACAUGCUACAGGAGAUGGUCAGAGACUGCAUACAUAAUACAGGAGAUGGUCAGAGACUGCAGACAUACUACAGGAGAUUGUCAGAGACUGCAGACAUGCUUUAGUAGUUGCUGGAGACUGGAAAUAUGGUUCAGGAGACAUAGACUGGAGCAGGGGCGGACUGACCAUUCGAGCACUCGGGCA
Molecule: messenger RNA, 384 nt
Organism: Staurois parvus
Lineage: Eukaryota; Metazoa; Chordata; Amphibia; Anura; Ranidae
Source: the annotation of a GenBank genome assembly